AUGUUGCUGCUGGCAUUACGCAGGAGGCGGCCCCAUGACUGUAACAAGCUGAUGCAAGGGUGUCGGGCAACCGAAACCUCAGUGGAAAGGGGAUGGAGCAAAAGUAUAACCGACAGCGGUGACGACCAGCCGAGUACUCACUGUGCCAGCUCGCCUCUCUGUCGGGCUCCCCUCCCCUUUUGUUUCCGGGUUGAACCAGAGGUUUGGUUCCGGCAGGUGCAGUUGGUGGUGAAUUUGGCGGAGAUGAUCAGGGAUACUUUGAAAAUUUUGAUUGCAACUGACAUUCAUCUUGGUUAUUUGGAAAAAGAAUGCCGUAAGGAAGGUGAUACUCUUGUUACUUUUGAUGAGAUUUUAAAAUGUGCACAGGAUAAUGAGGUUGAUUUUAUACUACUGGGUGGUGACCUCUUUCAUGACAACAAACCUUCCCGGAAGACAUUACAUACCUGUAUGGAGUUAAUGAGGAAAUACUGCAUGGGUGACACUCCAAUACAGUUUGAAAUAUUAAGUGACCAGUCGGUUAAUUUUGGUUUUAGUAAGUUUCCUUGGGUAAACUAUCAAGAUGGAAAUUUAAACAUCUCCAUUCCUGUUUUUAGUAUUCAUGGUAACCAUGAUGACCCUACAGGGGCUGAUGCACUGUGUGCUUUGGAUCUCUUGAGCUGUGCUGGAUUAAUAAACCAUUUUGGUCGCUCUAUGUCAGUUGAAAAGAUUGACAUUAGCCCCAUUCUGAUUCAGAAAGGAGGGACCAGGCUGGCCCUCUAUGGGUUAGGAGCCAUUCCCGAUGAGCGUCUCUACCGAAUGUUUGUAAAUAAGCAAGUCACAAUGCUGAGACCAAAGGAAGAGGAAGACAGCUGGUUUAACAUGUUUGUCAUUCAUCAAAAUAGGAGCAAGCAUGGAGCUACCAAUUACAUUCCAGAGCAAUUCUUGGAUGACUUCCUUGACCUUGUCAUUUGGGGACAUGAACAUGAGUGUAAAAUAGCUCCCACAAGAAACGAACAACAGCUGUUUUAUGUUUCACAGCCCGGAAGCUCUGUUGUCACUUCCCUUUCUCCAGGAGAAGCUGUAAAAAAGCAUAUUGGAUUGCUGCGAAUCAAAGGAAAGAAAAUGAAUAUGCAGAAAAUUCCUUUGAAAACAAUUCGUCAGUUUUUUAUUGAGGAUGUUGUUCUGGCAGAUCACCCUGAUAUAUUUAACCCAGAUCACCCCAAAGUCACACAGAAAAUAGAGGCUUUCUGUAAAGAGAAGGUGGAAGAAUUAUUGGAUGUUGCUGAAAGAGAACGCAUUGGAAAUCCACGUCAGCCAGAAAAGCCUCUAAUAAGACUGAGGGUGGAUUACAGUGGCGGAUUUGAACCCUUCAAUACUCUUCGAUUUAGCCAGAGAUUUGUUGAGCGAGUGGCAAAUCCCAAGGAUAUCAUUCAUUUUUUCCGGCAUAGAGAACAUAAAGACAGGAAAGCAGAUACAGAGAUUAAUUUUGAGAAAAUUGCAAAUAGAUCUUCGGAAGGAAUGACAUUAAGGGUGGAGGACCUAGUCAAGCAGUAUUUUGAGACUGCAGAGAAAAGUAUUCAAUUGUCACUGCUGACUGAAAGGGGCAUGGGAGAAGCAGUGCAAGAAUUUGUUGACAAGGAAGAAAAAGAUGCUAUCGAUGAACUAGUAAAAUUUCAAUUGGAAAAGACACAACGUUUUUUGAAAGAGCGGCAUAUUGAUGGUAUUGAGGACAAGAUUGAUGAAGAGGUACGGCAAUUUCGUGAAAUGAGGAAAAAAAAUGUAGCAGAAGAAGAUGAAGAGGUUAAAGAAGCAAUCACUCGAGCCAGGGCACAUAGGGCUGAAGGAAAAGGUAUCUCGUCGUUUGUUAGUGAUGACGACAUGGAUUACAUGGAAAGUAUUGAAGAAAAAGUUGCAGACCCUGAUGAAAGUGCACCAGUACCUACGAGAGGGCGAGGAAGAGGUCGUGGAAGGGGCAGCACCAGAAGCCAGAGUUCUUCCACUGGAAGAGGAGGAUCUACAAGAGGGAGCAGAAGUGGUGGAAGGGAAAACUGGCAAAGAAUCAAAGGUCGCCAGCAGUAGGCAGGGCAUACAAGACUCCAGUAGUUACACAAACAAAGAAUGCACCCAUCAUGGAAGCUUUUAAAGCAGCAAGCCAGCGGCAAGUACAGACCACGCCCAUAGAGAUUACAAGUAGUGAUGAUUCAGAGAUGGAAGAUAGUUGUUUAAAAAAUACUUCAAA
Pristis pectinata (smalltooth sawfish) is the source of this 2218-nucleotide messenger RNA. It is a transcript of the gene mre11a, whose product is annotated as MRE11 homolog A, double strand break repair nuclease. The record is from RefSeq and is a predicted model, not a curated record. Gene Ontology annotation, molecular function: manganese ion binding; 3'-5'-DNA exonuclease activity; DNA endonuclease activity. Lineage: Eukaryota; Metazoa; Chordata; Chondrichthyes; Rhinopristiformes; Pristidae. Gene Ontology annotation, biological process: mitotic intra-S DNA damage checkpoint signaling; meiotic DNA double-strand break formation; double-strand break repair via nonhomologous end joining. Gene Ontology annotation, cellular component: Mre11 complex; nucleus.